UUGGUUUUAAAUAUUUAAUGAAUUUUAUGAAUUUUAUAAAUUUAUUAUUUCUAAAAUUAUUUACUAUUUACAUAAAAGCAACUCAGACUUGCUAAACCAUUUUUUCGAAUUGACUUACGCCAAACAGAAAAAAGUAGUUUAAAGAGAUUUUUUUUAAAUGAAAAAGAAAUGCAUUUAUUGAUUGAGAUAACAACACACACAGUCUAUAAGAAAUAUAAGUGACAAGUUCAAACAAAUGAGAUACAAGUGCAUUUUUGUCUUUUUUUUUUUUCUCGUGUCAGAAAAAAGGGUAUGAGCUGCAUGUUUUAUCGACAUGUAUACGUUUCCGCCUGGGGCGGCAAAGCAUUCAUCAUGGAUAGAAUACAAAAAGAAAACAAAAAUGCUUACUUGUUCACUAUGAUAUUUACCUUUUCAACUAAAAAAAUGAUAAAGAGCACAAUUAAAGUGCUUGAAUGGCUUUAUAGUUUUUCAAAAGAAAAUUUUUUUCUUAGCUGACCGCUUUUUUCCUUGGCCAAUCAAUAGCUAUCUAUAGUGGUCACAAACAGUCCCAAAGACAAAAUUUCUUUGCGGUACUUGUAACCUGCAGCGUCCUUUGAAUAGAAGCUUAUCAUAUCCAAC
Molecule: messenger RNA, 618 nt
Organism: Gilbertella persicaria
Lineage: Eukaryota; Fungi; Mucoromycota; Mucoromycetes; Mucorales; Choanephoraceae
Exons: 2
Coding region: 292-495 (67 amino acids)
Source: RefSeq, a predicted model, not a curated record